Clavispora lusitaniae ATCC 42720 is the source of this 381-nucleotide messenger RNA. RefSeq names its product anaphase promoting complex subunit 11 (gene ANAPC11). Gene Ontology annotation, molecular function: zinc ion binding; cullin family protein binding; ubiquitin protein ligase activity. Gene Ontology annotation, cellular component: nucleus; anaphase-promoting complex. The record is from RefSeq and is a predicted model, not a curated record. NCBI's taxonomy places the organism in Eukaryota, Fungi, Ascomycota, Pichiomycetes, Serinales, Metschnikowiaceae. Gene Ontology annotation, biological process: positive regulation of mitotic metaphase/anaphase transition; protein ubiquitination; anaphase-promoting complex-dependent catabolic process.
AUGAAAGUCGAGAUAAAAGAGUGGCACGGCGUGGCCACGUGGCACUGGGCCGCUUCUCUAUCAUCGGGCGACGAGCUUUGUGGAAUCUGCCGUGUUCCCUUCGAAGGUACUUGUCCCAACUGCAAAUACCCAGGCGACGGAUGUCCUUUGGUGUUGGGCGAAACUUGUACUCACAACUUCCAUCUCCAUUGCAUUCUCAAGUGGCUCGAGCAGGAAUCGUCCAAGGGCCUUUGUCCGAUGUGCCGACAGCGGUUCACGGCGAAGGUGAUCGAGGGUGUGGGAUCAAGAGAGGAAUUGGCUGAGCUAGAGAGGAUUGUGGCCCAGCGGCGAGCUGAGAGCGAACAGGCGGUGGUGGACGAGUUUGAGCCGUUCGAGGAGUGA